AUGUGGCGCCCCCGUGCCCACAUCGCCGCCACUCCUCCGCGCGGCCCGGCGAGCCCGCGGGAGGCCCGCCUGAGUUGCCCACCAGGCCAGUGGACCGCGACCCUGCCGCCCUUUCUCCUCCCGAGGCGCGCCGCCCUCUCCUCGCCAGCACCCGACGCCGACAGGCCACCGUCGCCUCACCUCGCCGCCACCGUCCCGGCGCCGUCGCGCGCUGCCCGAGGCCACCUCGUCGUCCGAGCCCGCCGCCGCCGCCUCCUCGCCGCCCAUCGUCACCGGCAAGCGCCGCCCCGGCCUCCUCUUCUUCAACUCCGGCGAUUCUCCGGCGUCUACAGUGCUUCCGACGAACCUCGGGUGAAACACCCACUUUCCCCAAAUCCAAUAAUAUCAUCGUUCCCCAAUCUCACCCCUCCCUCUCGCUGCUGCCCACACACAACACAGAGACCUAAACCUAAUGCGCCCGCGCCGGCACCCACGACCUUCGUGCCGCCGGCCAAGCCCGCACGCUGGUCCCCUCAUGCCACUGCAUCUCAAACCCCGGGCGUUCCUCCCUCAGCCAGCAUCAGCAGCAGCGCCGUCCGCGACAGAGGAGCAUCCUCCGCCCACCACCCGCCGUUGAGGAGCAGCUGCGCCGUCCAUUCUGAGGAGCCGCCCGCCGUUCUUCUUCCUCCACCGGCGACACGUGUACCUCCAGAUCUCAACAGGUUUAAGGGGCAUGGCAUGUUGGCACCAUUCACAGCUGGAUGGCAGAGCAAUGGUGUGCAUCUGUUGGUUAUUGAGAGAUCUAAGGGUUCUUAUGUUUAUGACAUCAAUGGGAACAAGUAUCCAGAUUCUCUAGCAGGACUGUGGUGUACAACUUUAGCCGCUGAAUAAACCAAGGUAAAGAACGACAAGCACGGAAAAGGCUAGCUGUUGGCUGUGGGUUCUGAGCUGACGGACAAUGUGGAAGAAGGUGUGAUCUUGGCAGUGGCCCAUGAAGUACUUUUUUCUUUACAUGUUGAUCACUACUGCACUGUUCAAGUUCUUAAUCAAGUGACUGAUCGACUAGAUUGUGGGUCACAACCAAGGGAAUGCUAACCGUGGUGGUGGUGGUGAUUGAAGAGCCCUUAAUCAAUUCGGCCUUAUAGAUUGGAGCACCAACAUGGGAUAUUGCACCAUCUAGCUCUGUCUAUCUGAUUCAUCUUAUUUUCUUGGUCUAUCAACUAGAGGAAUCUACAAGUAUGUGCUGCAUGUUUUCUGCUAACAGGAGAGCAACACAUUUGUGAAGACUUUCAUUUCUUGUUUACUUUCAGCCUGUCAUAAUUUUUUAACUGAAGACAUAUUAUUGUUAGUUGGAUGAGAGCUGAUGCUAUACUGCCAGUAGAUAGACUAGGGUGCAAACUGUCUUAAUCUGUGCAAAUAACAGUGCAAACCAACCUCGUAUUCUUUGAGGAACAAACUGAUAUUAUGGUUACCAUUUUUAACAGAAGCAGGAAUAUUAGUAAGCAUUAUAUAUUGAUGUUACAUGUUGUGCUGCACCUUAGGAUCGUCAGCUCGGCAUGGCCUUACAAAAUAUGUGCAUUAUUCGGCCAACCAUUCUUCCUUUUGCUACCUGAACUGACAACAAGCAUUGUAGUAACGUGUUGUUUAUGAGAAUUCCAGAUUCUUGAAUACGUUCCUGACCUCAUGCAAUCAAUAGUUGGUCUGAUCUCAUCCUCCGACGACCAAGAGUUCCGAGACGAAAGCGUGGUGCCCCUCGCGAAACAUAGGGACAUGACAGAAAGUUGCAAGUCCACAAGUUGAUCUAAGAUGUCUCGGUCAUCGCUUUUGUUCAUAACAUGGUAGACACAUUUUGUUCAUAUGGAAGUUGAUGCCGGCUUGGUGAUUGAAGGAUUGGUCUCUUUCAUAAUACUCCCUCUGUACCAAAAUACUCGUAGUUGGGGGAACUUGAACUAAUUUCCCCCAACUACAAGUACUUCAGCACAGAGGAAGUAUUUUGUAGUAGCCAAGUGAUCGAACAAUUGGUCUCUUAGGAGCUUAGCCUUUAUAUUUUGCAGCAGGACACAUCUUGUAUGUCGACUUAUGUAUUACCUUCAUGGUUGUAGAAAACUCGAGUGAAGAUAACAAAUUUUCAAUAUAUGUUGAAUAAAUGUACUAGUGAA
Messenger RNA from Triticum aestivum (bread wheat), 2138 nucleotides. RefSeq names its product vegetative cell wall protein gp1. The transcript has 7 exons. NCBI's taxonomy places the organism in Eukaryota, Viridiplantae, Streptophyta, Magnoliopsida, Poales, Poaceae. The record is from RefSeq and is a predicted model, not a curated record. The coding region runs from base 1 to 870 and encodes 289 amino acids.